UUACAGGCUCCACACAUAAUUUAAUUUUACUGGGUAAAUACUUAAAAUUAGCCUAAUUAUUAGUUUCUUCAUGUUGUGUAGUAUCCCAUGCUUUUCUAGAAUUCCCCUUUUGGAGUAACUUUGUGCAUCACCUCGUUUUUCAAUAUUGGUGUAGAGCAUAAGUUGUAUUUCAUGUUGCAGGUAGUUUUGGAUCCAAACAUACCAGUCAAGAUCUUAAAUGAAAUCAAGAGUGUACUUGUCGUAAAUCUUGUAUCACAUGGGCAAUUGUCCGAGGCUCUCCUUGUCUAUGAACAGAUUAAGAAAGGUGGACAUAAGUUGGAGCCAAAAGCGAUUACAUGUCUAAUUGAAGAGUUGACUCAACACAAUGGGGAGUUGGAUCGAUUGCUACUUCUACUCAACGAAAUGAGUGAUCUGGACUAUUGGGUUGAUGGCUGUUUCAAGGUCAUCUUGUACUGUGCACGGAACAAUAAUUUGAGCUCUGCUAUUCUUUUGCUCAAACAACUCAAGGAUACGUUUGAAAAUGAUGAAAUGGUACUGGAAGCCCUUUUUGACGGAGUAUUUUCUGCAAUUGUAGCAUCAGAGGCCACUCAUUUACAGAUUGGCCUGGACUUGCUUUGGGCAAUCAAGGAUGAACUGGGCCUUAGGCCCUCACGGCAGUGUCUUGAUUUUCUUCUAAGUGCUUGUGCCAAUGCUGGAGAUUUGAACAAUGCUCGCUUGAUUUGGAGGGAGUACGAGAUUGCUGGGUUUCCUUACAAUGUAUUAAGUUACUUGCGAAUGUAUCAAACACUUUUGGCAGCUGGAGAUGGCAGAUCUGCAUCCUUUAUCCUUAAGAAAAUUCCACGAGACGAUGCGGAGGUUUGUGCUGUCAUCAUGGCAUGUGCGGAAACAUAUAGUGCUCUUAAUUCUGUAGGAGAGAAGAAAGAGCAAGGAAAACGUAAAGGAAGAAAGAGCAAAAGAAAGAGCAAAAGAAAGAGCAAGACCUGAACACACUUUCCAGUGACAUUUGUAGGGUAGGUAGGGGAAAGAGAGAUAUGCCUAAUUUUUUCUGUGGCUUUAGACAUGUGCUUCACACCUGACAUGAUGUAUCCAUUUUAUGCUUAAUAUAUUUCCUACAAUCGCUCUUC
Messenger RNA from Vigna umbellata (rice bean), 1124 nucleotides. NCBI's taxonomy places the organism in Eukaryota, Viridiplantae, Streptophyta, Magnoliopsida, Fabales, Fabaceae. The record is from RefSeq and is a predicted model, not a curated record.